AUGUUGCAGCCGACAGAUUGUAAAUGCUACCCGCUAAAAUUGCCCUUGCUACCGCCCCCGCACAACCUGACCGCAGCGAGCUCGACGCCUGCGUUGAACGGAUCAGAGGACGAGCCGCUGGACGAGUGUCUCCGAAGGAAACUGAUGUUGGAGUUACGUACAGGUGCAGCGGUCACACUCACAAGGUCCAAUGUGUACGUCCAUGGUGGGCUCACCAUCCCCUUGAAUUUGCACCAGGUCAACUCACUCAACAUACAGAAGGAACUCAUACUGUACUUCGCCAGGAGGAAGAACAACGGGAUCACUUUCCAGAACCUAGACCAGUGGAUCAGCUCGGAGACGUUCUUUCUAGAUCUUGUCUCGCGGUCGUGGACCAGGUUGGAGACGACCGUGGACCGCGACAUGGAGCAGCCGCUCGAUGGGCAGGGACAAGAGGAGUCUGGAGUUGCGGCUGCGGAUCUCGACAACACGGACUCGAAAUCCACCUCAGAACUCACUAAGGAUAAACCACUCGUCGUGUGUGAUCUCAGUGAACGACUGUUCCACGCGAUGUGCUACGUGGACCACUCGCUGUUCAUCUUCGGCGGACUCGUCGUUUCCCCGCAGAACGGGUACGAACUGGUCGCCACAAACGAGCUCUGGAAGCUCGACCUCCUCACCAACAAAUGGACGCUGCUCAGCAGGAACCCGUCCAUCGCGAGGAGGUUUAACCACACCGUGCAUGUCAAGAACGAGCUCAGGGAUACAAGGGACACGAAACUGAUCAUCGUUGGCGGUCUUAACAACCUCAACGAACCAAUCAACACCAUAGACAUAUACAAUGUAACGCAGAACUGCUGGCAAUUCGAAGUCACUCCACCGGAUCCAAUGAACCUCUCAGCAAAUAUUGAUGGGAAUACCGUCAGUCUCGCCAGAGAACGCAACUUCUCCAUCCUCGUGGAGGACAACAAGGCUCGAAUCCCAGCACUCGCAUUCUACACGCCGAAUAGCCAGGAUACACGCAGCAGAGGUGGAAGCACAUCCCACUCAAAGGAGGAUAUCUCCGAUGACAGCCAGAUCGGUGCCUCAAAAGCAGACGACAGGAUCGUCUCGCCGAUAACAGCACUUCCCCUUGUGUCGAACUCGCAGGGUAUAAGAAUGGCGUACACGUCAUUGCAACAUAAGGAAUUCCUGUUGGAACCUUUCAACCUCAAAUCCCCGACGGGGGACACUUUCGGAUACAAUAUCAUUAUGGGCGGGUUCCAUCCUGAUAGGAACACGUUGAACUUCUGCUGCUUCAUUUUUGACAUACCGUCAGGAAAGUGGACUAGGGUGGACAUAAACUGCCCAGAAUCCCAGCUGGAAAUACACAGGUUCUGGAGAGUGUUUGUGUGGAAGUCACACCACAGAGCACUGCUCCUGGGGACAAAGAAGGACGAUGGGUACCUCCCCAGCGUGCAGAAAUUCGACUACAUAGAAACUUUCAGUCUUGCAAUGUUAAACGCAUUUAACAAGACAGUGCACCCGUUGUACGAGGUCAAUGCCUUGUCCAACCAGACAGCCAUGUCCAACUCACUACUACACAAUAAUUUGGACGAAAUAUUCAAGGAAUCUGCCACGAGGGAAAGAGAGGAGGAACACUUGAAGGCUAAGGAAGACUUCACCUCCGCCGCAACCUCACAGUUCGAAAAAUAUAUCAGGUACAUCGCACCACCAAUGGAGGUCAGCACCAUUAGAUCAGUGUUCCCACCGUACGCCAUGGUCUUGGGUAAAGACGCCCUCGAAAUAUUUGGGAACUCACUUUCUGAUUUCGAAUUCAUUACGUCCGAGGGAGAAUCUGUUGGAGUGCCCCUGUACCUGCUAAGGAAACGGUGGGGGCGCUACUUCGAUCACCUUCUUUCCAGGGGGUACUCCGACGCAGUAACAGAGUACGAGGCCUCCGGGAAACGGUCCCAACUGAUUAAUUUAUCCCCGAUCAGAUCAAGACUCAGUUCGAAAGAUUUAUCUAGACGUGGGUCCCGUUGGUCCUCCGCAGGGUCACUGCCAAACUUCUUCAACAGAUAUUCUACUGGGAACCUCGCAAAUCCAUCGCAGAACAGUGGGGGCCAAGAUGGUGAAGGAAACAGCAACAGCAACAGUAACAGCACACCUCCGGCAUCCACUCCAUUGACUCAAUUUUCACGCACGAACAGCAAUGUAGCUACCGGACUAACAAAGCCUACGGCAAGUAAAACCAAAAUGUCGAAUGUUACAUUCAACAGUAACUAUGAUGAUGAAGGUGUUCCACCGCAUUCCUCUGUAGCCACUACAAAUCCAAGCAAGAGUCGGAAGGGCAGUGUUGUCAGCGGGCUGAAUGCCGUAGAGUUGAAAAGAUCGGUUACCACCGGCUCGACUACUAGCUCCUCUGGUGGUAUGGUAUUUAGAGUCCCCUUUCAAGAGAAAACUUCAUCGCCAUCACCGGACAAAUUGGACAGGGCAAUAGCACCACAUACAACACAGACAGAAAAGAGGCGUUCGUCUCUUUUGGGGCUGCCUUCAGAAAUGUUCAACAAUGGUAAUAGCGCAAUAGGGAAACCGGAGAACGCAAGACGGUCGUCCCAUCCAACAAUGCCGUCAAUAAAGCAAAAUGAAUCCUUCGUCCCAGCUCACUCAAAUCUGAGAUACCCAACCAGCGCCCGAAGCUCGAUUUCGUAUGUAAGCUCAUCAUCAGAUAGAACAGGUAAUUCAGGGAUAAACCACAGCAAUAGUGCUGGGAAUAGUAGAAAGAACAGUCUAAUAGGGGUGGAACCAACUUUUCCAGGUAUUUUGAACGUCAGAAUCCCACCGUUGCAGCAAGCUCCAGAAGAAUCAAUACCAGUCCCGCCUCAAUCUACCCGGAGCAUCAUAUCCUUUAACGAAUUCUCGUUGUCCAACCGGAACAGCCCACUAUCAUCUAGGAAACCGUCUUAUAGUAGUACGGGAAGUUUCUCGGAUACUCAGCUUCCACCGGAACCCGUCCAUAACUCCCUGGACAAGGAAAUUUUGGAUGACAGUUACGAAAUGGCCUCUGCACUCAAUUAUAACCAAUUAAAGGGACAUGACCAUACGAACAAAUACCCAGCUUUCCCAUUUCCAACCCCAGAAAGACCAAGACUUCCAAGUGUGCCUUCGUCACAAUCUACAAGUAGGACCCACCGACCUCCACCAGGAGCCUCUAACUCUUGCGCCGCAACGGGAGAGAAGUCGAGAUUAUCAAUCACCUCGAAUACGGACAGCGCUGGAAGCUUUCCCUAUUGUGAUAUGAAUGAUCUCGAACCUCUGAUGAUACCACGAACUCUGUAUAUGCCCUGGCCAACGCUGAGCGUUCGGGCAUUUGCAGAGUUUUUCUACACUGGUCAAGUAAACGGGAAAUGGCUUUUAGCCCCAGUUAUUUUAGACUUACUCGUCAUGGGUAAAAUAUAUGAGAUCCCUCUCCUGUACAGUCUGAUAUCCGAAGUGCUGUAUUCCCUAGUUGGGCGAAAGGAGGAAAGUCUCUAUGUUAUUUGCAACUCUUUGAAACAGACACUAAAGCAGAAAGCUUGCAUUGUAUUCAACGGCGAAGAAGCAUUGGUAAAUGACUAUUUAUCCAAAAAUAAACAGUAUUUGGAUUUAGAACGAAUCAAGAGUUCCUUAGAGGCAAUAGAUGACGGUUUCCUAGAGUUGAAUUUAUUAGAAAGGUACUCUCGUAACUACUCAGUUAGUACUCGUGGGUUUAGUGAUGGUGGGGAACAGUACGAGAAAGAAUCUGCGAAAAAUGACAGUUUCUCGUCCUUCUCCAAUGCAUUCCCGGUCGUUUACAGUCCAAGAGCGAGUUUUGCUUCAGUCGGUUCCAUUGGAUUCCCGCCGAAUCUGAAUCUGGAUCAAAAGAGACCCAGCUCUACUUUCUCACCUCGAUCGAAAAAGAAGUCAAGUUUGAGCAAGGAAAUUGACCCACAAACUUUAAAGUUUGGAUUUGAUGACCUGAGUAUAGAUACAAAGCACAAAAUUCAGUUUAGAAAGCCCGGACCCAUUAAGAGCGAUAAACAAAUUACAAACGAAAGGGAAAUGGCCCUUAUUGACUCGUCUAUGGAGGGGAACCUUAUGGAAAAUUCAGACUCCGAAACAAGUAGCAGCAGCAACAGCGGGACCCCUGGAAGUGCAAAAAGUGGAAAUUACCCAACAAUGGGACGUGAGACCUCAAAUUCUGAGCCUGACUCAAAAAUUUACCAUGAGGACAAUACCUCUAACGGUGAAAAGGGUCGUAGCUCAUCAAAGAGUUCCAGUACACACGACAAAACGCGGGACGACGGCUCCACCUCUAAUUUAGAUGCUGGCUUAGGUCUGCUGUCUUUGAAGAAAAUGAGAAGCAAGGUUAAAAAGGGUGAAGAUUAUUUUGAAGAGUCGGUCGACCCCCUUCUCAAGAUAAACAGCACUCUACAAGCACCAGGAAAGUUUCAAGGGAAUUUUGCAAAUAGAAGUGCUACCAUUGGUACAGCUCCUCCAGUUAGUGCCGGGAAGGUUCAUAGAGACACUUUGUUGAACAAAGAAUUUAAUGCACUGGUUUUGGAGAACAUGAUAUCCCCCAAUGCGUUACCACCAGUUGAUUAUGUGAUUAAAUCCAUCUAUCGAACUGUGGUGCUGGUUAACGAUAGCAAGCUCAUGAUAAGAUGCCUGGACUGCAUAGAAUUGUCCAAGGACUUGAAAAGCAAUAAAAAAGAAAGUCGAUAG
Huiozyma naganishii CBS 8797 is the source of this 4704-nucleotide messenger RNA. It is a transcript of the gene MDS3, whose product is annotated as Mds3p. The coding region runs from base 1 to 4704 and encodes 1567 amino acids. Gene Ontology annotation, molecular function: protein binding. Gene Ontology annotation, cellular component: mitochondrion; cytosol. The transcript has a single exon. Lineage: Eukaryota; Fungi; Ascomycota; Saccharomycetes; Saccharomycetales; Saccharomycetaceae. The record is from RefSeq and is a predicted model, not a curated record. Gene Ontology annotation, biological process: cell redox homeostasis.